Molecule: messenger RNA, 1273 nt
Organism: Hevea brasiliensis (rubber tree)
Lineage: Eukaryota; Viridiplantae; Streptophyta; Magnoliopsida; Malpighiales; Euphorbiaceae
Product: senescence-specific cysteine protease SAG39-like
Exons: 2
Coding region: 53-1096 (347 amino acids)
Cellular component (GO): lysosome
Molecular function (GO): cysteine-type endopeptidase activity
Source: RefSeq, a predicted model, not a curated record
UUUAGUUCUACUAGUUCAAAGUUCAGACACAUCCAUCAACUAAUCAUAAACAAUGGCAUCAGUUUGGAAAAUGCAAUGUUUGUUGAUUGCUCUUUCGAUCUUCAUUAUGGCUGAUCUAGUCUCGUCUCGAAAGCUAUAUCUCCAUGAUCAGUCUUCAUCCAUUCAUGAGAGACAUGAGCUGUGGAUGAAAAAAUAUGGAAGGGUUUACAGGGAUAAGGCAGAGAAAGAAAGACGCUUCGAGAUAUUCAAGCACAAUGUUAAGUUCAUAGAGUCCUUUAAUGCUGCGGGGAAUAAAUCCUACAAGCUCAGGAUUAACAAAUUUGCAGACUUAUCCAAUGAUGAGUUCAAGGCUUCCCAUAAUGGAUACAGGAGGUCGGAACAGACAAGAUCAAUGAAAGCAACCUCAUUUAAGUAUGCAAAUGUGACCGGUUUGCCUGCUAGCAUGGACUGGAGAAAGCAAGGAGCUGUUACCCCUGUCAAGGAUCAAGGCGACUGUGGGUGUUGCUGGGCUUUCUCAACAGUGGCAGCCAUUGAGGGGAUCCACAAAAUAACUACUGGUAAAUUGAUCUCUUUAUCCGAGCAAGAGCUCGUAGAUUGUGACACUAAAGGUAAGGAUGAAGGCUGUAAUGGUGGUUACAUGGAAGAUGGAUUCAAGUUCAUAAUCGAAAACCAAGGCAUCACCAGUGAAGCUAAUUAUCCUUACAAAGGAACUAAUGGAACUUGUAACCCCAACAAGGAGGCUUCCCUUAUUGCUAAGAUCACUGGCUAUGAAACGGUUCCUGCUAACAGUGAGGCAUCACUGAUGAAGGCAGUAGCACAGCAACCUGUGUCUGUCUCCAUUGAUGCUGGUGGAUUGUCUUUUCAGUUCUACUCUUCUGGUGUUUUCAAAGGAGAAUGUGGAAACAUCCUAAACCAUGGUGUAACAGCAGUAGGGUAUGGUACUAUCAGUGAUGGAACCAAAUAUUGGCUUGUCAAGAAUUCAUGGGGCGCAGAUUGGGGUGAGCAAGGAUACAUAAGGAUGCAUAAAGAUGUAUUUGCUAAGGAACGCUUGUGUGGAAUUGCCAUGGAUUCCUCUUAUCCGACUGCCAAUGCUUAACUAAAAUAAUAUGUUAUCUUAGGAAAAAAAGAAAAACCCUGCAAAAAUACAUGUUUCUCAUUUUAUGUUGGUGAAUCUGUACACUUUUAAGUCUUUUGAUUUACACAUUUUGUCGUUCAGGUCUGUUGUGUUUUGUUUAGCAAGGCUUGCUCCCUCAUGUGUUCGUCCGUUUUUUUA